Molecule: messenger RNA, 324 nt
Organism: Prorocentrum cordatum
Lineage: Eukaryota; Dinophyceae; Prorocentrales; Prorocentraceae
Source: the annotation of a GenBank genome assembly
AUGCCUGACUAUCCAGAAGCCGUAGAAGUUGGCAAGGACAUGGACAUGACGGGAGACAGCAGCACUGACGAGUUGGCCGACAAGGUCGAAGGCGUCAGAGUCACAGACGGCGGCAGAACACCUAACAAACAAAUUGCUUCAGAAGGGCCAGGAGGCCCUCAAGACGCCCCAAGAGAGGUCCAAGAGGCCCCCCACGAGACCCCCCGGAGACCAACAUGGCCCCAUUUCUUUCGUCAAACGUCAGCAAAAAGAGCUGAGGAGGACGCUAUUAUAUAUAUAUAUAUAUAUAUAUAUAUGGACGCUGCUUCGAGGAGCUUCGAGUGA